UGGGGUCCCACUAUGUUGCCCAGGCUGGCCUCCAACUCCUGAGCUCAAGCGAUCCUCCCCUGCCUUGGCUUCCCAAAGUGCUGGGAUCACAGGCGUGAGCCACUGUGCAGGCCUUAUAUGAUCUUAAGCCUCUUCAUACCCUGAACUAAAUGUAACUUUCCAGUUUCGGCACUUGUUCUGGCACUUUUCCUCCCUCGCUAGAUAAUACUAAUCUUUAAUCAUGUAGUUUGUUUCCAUGCCCAUACUACCCUAUCUGCUUAUAGUGUCUUCCACUUCGCCCAAGAAAUCCUACUCAGCUAGCUUGUGUUGUUUUGAGACACUCUCGUUCUGUCGCCCACGCUGGAGUACAGUGGCGAGAUCUCGGUUCGCUGCAACCUCUUCCUCCCGGGUUCAAGCGAUUCGCGGCCCUACUCAGCCUUUAAAACCGGAAUCACGGGUCAAAACUUUCUGGUAAACCACGAGACGGUUUAGGUUAUGAAAUUCAAUGCCCCCUUCCUCUGCAGUCCUGCAAAUCUCCAGUAAAGCACCACAGAUUGACGAAUAUUCCAGCCAUUUCCCUGUCCCCUCCGAUAGCUCCAUUUUCCACUUCUAUCCAUCUUCUCGAGCUUCCUCAGCUCCUCCACCUCCAUGAGGCCUGGAAAGCACCUGGUUCCAGGAAUGUGAGUCGGAGGCUCAGAGUGACCAGCGCCAAAAGCUGACGUUCAGAUACUGCUGAAACAAACCACAAGAGUGCUAAGGCUCCAGGUAAUAGUCCCGCUCCAGGUAAUAGUCCAGCUGGGAUGACGGUGUGAACUCGCAGGCCCGCCGGCGGUGCAUGCCGGGAGAUGCAGUCCCGGGCCGACGCAUUACCUCUUGGGAGUUGUAGUCUUCGAUCUGGUAAACAGAACACAGCAACUCUGAUGUCUUCCCCCACCGUCCCCCGAAAACCCUCGCCCCACCCGCGAGGGACUAGGGUAAGAGUAGGGGCGUUGCCGUGGUUGGCCUAGAACUCCUAGGCUCAGACGAUCCUCUCGCCUCGGCCUCCCGAGUUAGCUGGGACUACGCGCGUGAGCCACCGCGCCCGGCAUAAAGUCUGAAUUAGUCCUUACGCAAAAAGGGAAGAGGGCAGUCCGUAACCUCGCGCAGGCUCAAGCUCUCGAGUUCCAGUCUUGGGCUAGCGCGCAGGGCGGAAGGGGCAAGAAGGCGGAUCCGGAAGGCGGAGAUACGUUACGCCGACGCGGGCGUGACCCUGGGCGAGAGGGUUUGGCGCGAAUUCUGAAAGCCGCCGGCGGAGCGCGCCCAGCGACCAGAGACCGAGCCUUAAGGAGAGCGCGGCGCUUCCCGAGGCGUGCAGCUGGGAGCUGAAACUCGUCUGGGUUGUGCGCAGAAGGCUGGGGCAAGCGAGUAGACUUGAAGUGGGGCGUAAGCCAGGGGCGUUGGGGUCCGCGCGGGUCAGGCGCGUGUCACCCCCGCGGGGUGAAGUCGGAGCGCGCGGCCCGUUGGAAAGAGCAGCGCUGAGGGCCAAGUAAUGGCAAUGCAGAUGCAGCUUGAAGCAAAUGCAGAUACUUCAGUGGAAGAAGAAAGCUUUGGCCCACAACCCAUUUCACGGUUAGAGCAGUGUGGCAUAAAUGCCAACGAUGUGAAGAAAUUGGAAGAAGCUGGAUUCCAUACUGUGGAGGCUGUUGCCUAUGCACCAAAGAAGGAGCUAAUAAAUAUUAAGGGAAUUAGUGAAGCCAAAGCUGAUAAAAUUCUGGCUGAGGCAGCUAAAUUAGUUCCAAUGGGUUUCACCACUGCAACUGAAUUCCACCAAAGGCGGUCAGAGAUCAUACAGAUUACUACUGGCUCCAAAGAGCUUGACAAACUACUUCAAGGUGUACUUCCCAUUGACCGGGGUGGAGGUGAAGGAAAGGCCAUGUACAUUGACACCGAGGGUACCUUUAGGCCAGAACGACUGCUGGCAGUGGCUGAGAGGUAUGGUCUGUCUGGCAGUGAUGUCCUGGAUAAUGUAGCAUAUGCUCGAGCGUUCAACACAGACCAUCAGACCCAGCUCCUUUAUCAAGCAUCAGCCAUGAUGGUAGAAUCUAGGUAUGCACUGCUUAUUGUAGACAGUGCCACCGCCCUUUACAGAACAGACUACUCGGGUCGAGGUGAGCUUUCAGCCAGGCAGAUGCACUUGGCCAGGUUUCUGCGGAUGCUUCUGCGACUUGCUGAUGAGAUUGUAUCUGAGGAAAGGAAGAGGGGAAACCAGAAUCUGCAAAAUCUACGACUCUCCCUGUCUUCCUGA
This is a messenger RNA of Cercocebus atys (sooty mangabey), 2263 nucleotides long. RefSeq names its product RAD51 recombinase (gene RAD51). The record is from RefSeq and is a predicted model, not a curated record. Gene Ontology annotation, cellular component: condensed nuclear chromosome. Lineage: Eukaryota; Metazoa; Chordata; Mammalia; Primates; Cercopithecidae. Gene Ontology annotation, molecular function: DNA strand exchange activity; single-stranded DNA binding; double-stranded DNA binding. Gene Ontology annotation, biological process: chromosome organization involved in meiotic cell cycle; DNA repair; mitotic recombination. Bases 1508 to 2263 code for a protein of 251 amino acids. The transcript is spliced from 8 exons.